AUGCCAUCCUCCCACGCAGCUCGCAAAUCCCACAACGAACGCAUCGCCCGUGAAAGAGCGCAACAUACACACGUCUACAUCUCCGGGUUGUCGGGGCACCACACGCUCGAACGAGGUCUCGCGUACUACUACCGCGGACACUAUAUCUACGCCUACCCAGCGGGCAACUUGAUCGAGCCAAUCCCAUAUAGUACCAGGAAGGGGAUCAUGAUUCAGGGCAUUGUGUCUGCGUCGGCGCCGGGGUAUGAUAAGGAGGAUGAGGGGCUAGUGGAGGAGGAGAGCAUACGGGCGCUGGAGGCUAGUGUUGAGGGGGAGAAGAGGGCUAAGGAGGAGAGUGAGGAGGACAAGGCGAAGGAAGUUGUAUGUGCGCUGGAGGAUGGGGUGGAUGUGGUGAAUACGUCCAGGACCCCAGCUCCCUUCCUCACAGAUUUGCUUGUCAAUGAAGCACUGAAGCCCUCCAGUCGCUCUGCUUCACCUUCUCUUCGCCCUCCACCAGCUGCUGAAGCGCUCCCGCCCACCAUCACCUCCUUCGCCGUGCUCCGCGAUGCGGCGCUGAACACCUUCACACCACAACUCGGCGCGCGCUUCCUCGCCGCCUCCGCACCAGGAAGUCGUCUCGCCUCCCGCGCCGCCUCACCUUCCGGACUUCGGCCUACUUCAAGCCACGUCGGACUGGCUCGUCUAGGCUCUAUACGCGGUCAUACCCACCAUCUUAACAUCCCCAUCCACACAGCUAAUUCUUCAACAGAAGACACCCCAUCCCGCCCUGCUUCUUCAGUAAGGUAUCUCUACGGUCUCGGAGACCAUGCUCUUUCUAUAGAAGAUCUACCCCGUCCCGUGGGAGUUAGUAGUGGUGGGAGGGUGGCACCGUGCACGAUUCAUGGGGAGGAGUGCGAUGGUGUGUCAGUCAAGGAGCUAUGGUUGACUAAAAGAGUGGUAUCUGGUCUCGGAUUUGUGGAAGAGUUGCCGAUGAUGGAGAGGGGGGGUAGGGUGAUGGUGGAUUGGGCGGAGCUGUUGGAGGAGGCGAGGGCCGAGGGCGGUCAGUGA
Molecule: messenger RNA, 1047 nt
Organism: Macroventuria anomochaeta
Lineage: Eukaryota; Fungi; Ascomycota; Dothideomycetes; Pleosporales; Didymellaceae
Exons: 1
Coding region: 1-1047 (348 amino acids)
Source: RefSeq, a predicted model, not a curated record